Entrophospora candida is the source of this 261-nucleotide messenger RNA. Lineage: Eukaryota; Fungi; Glomeromycota; Glomeromycetes; Entrophosporales; Entrophosporaceae. The record is from the annotation of a GenBank genome assembly.
GCAUAUCCAGGACAUAAGUAUCCACCUUUGUUCUUUAUGAUUCCAUUAACUCAUUGGGUUCCAGAUGAAUUACAUUUAAUGCUUUGUAUUACUGUCCAAUUUCGGAGUCUAAUGUUAUCUGAAACAAAAUACCAAAGUUCUGAUCAAAUAAGGGAACAAAUAAAAAAAGAAAUGAUCAGAAUUGGUGUAUAUUUCAAAUCUGGCAAAGUCCAGAUUCAAGGAGUUGGAAUUAUACCAGUCUUAUGGGUGGAGAUAAAUUAA